GUGGGUGUCUGGAGCCUCUCCAGGCAUCCGAACUACUUUGGUGAAAUUUUUCAGUGGUGGUGCGCCUUUGCGCUGGCAUACAACAGCUCAGAAGCUGCCUCUGGCUACAUGGAUCCUCUCUGGUGGGCUUGCAUCCUGUCCCCGUUGUUCACGAUGCACAUACUCUUGAAUAUUGGUGCAACUGGUAUCUCCAAUGCGGAGGGUAAGAAUCUCAAGCGCUACUACGAGAAGUGCCCCGAAGAGUAUGCGGAGUAUCGGAAGAACACCUCCAUUCUCAUUCCGAUGGUGGGCUACAGACACAUUCCGCUGAGCGUGAAGAGGGCGCUGCUUUUCGAGUUCGAGCGCUAUGAGUAUCGCCCUGGAGGAGGGUCUGAGGUCAAGAAAGACUGA
Molecule: messenger RNA, 390 nt
Organism: Symbiodinium necroappetens
Lineage: Eukaryota; Dinophyceae; Suessiales; Symbiodiniaceae
Source: the annotation of a GenBank genome assembly